Messenger RNA from Malassezia vespertilionis, 552 nucleotides. It is a transcript of the gene ISA1, whose product is annotated as Iron-sulfur assembly protein 1. Gene Ontology annotation, cellular component: mitochondrion; cytoplasm. Gene Ontology annotation, biological process: iron-sulfur cluster assembly. The record is from RefSeq and is a predicted model, not a curated record. Gene Ontology annotation, molecular function: 2 iron, 2 sulfur cluster binding. The coding region runs from base 1 to 552 and encodes 183 amino acids. The transcript is spliced from 2 exons. NCBI's taxonomy places the organism in Eukaryota, Fungi, Basidiomycota, Malasseziomycetes, Malasseziales, Malasseziaceae.
AUGGUUGUGGCGUAUACGAUGCCGCUGCGAAGUGCGAGCUCGAUGCCGUCGGAUUACCAGCCGUCCCCCAUGUCUGAGUCAUCCACGCCAUUGCAAAAGCAGCGACUGACUGGCGCGCCGGACACCACGAAUGUCGAAGUACCCAAGGCAUCGAAACCGGAUACCAUUGGGGAGCGGCGCAGCGCUGUAUCACACAAGUUACAGCAACGCGCGCAAAAAAAGGCGGCUUUGAUAUUGACACCUCGCGCGAUUGAGCGGAUCCGUAUGCUGCAAGAGCGUACCAAGGAUCCUAAAUUGAUAAGGGUUGGUGUAAAGAACAAGGGAUGCGCGGGAAUGAGCUACCACCUCGAGUAUGUUUCGCCUGGGCAGCAAGGCAAGUUUGAUGAGUGCGUUUUGCAGGAUGGCGUGGAAGUCUUGAUUGAUUCGCGUGCGCUGUUCAGCAUCAUUGGCUCCGAGAUGGACUGGAAAGAAGACCAACUCUCGGCCAAGUUUGUGUUCAGCAACCCAAAUAUCAAGGACGCUUGUGGCUGCGGCGAAUCUUUUAUGAUUUAG